GGGGAUUAUGAAAGGGGCUAGGGGAGUGAAAUCAUACGAACGAAUGGAAAAUGGCGGACAUUGAUCAUUGGAUAGAAGUAGCAAAGCAGUGCAAAUAUUUACCCGAAAAUGAUUUAAAAAAACUGUGUGACAUGGUGUGUGAGCUGCUGUUGGAGGAGUCCAAUGUACAACCUGUUCAGACACCUGUGACUGUCUGUGGAGACAUCCAUGGUCAGUUUUAUGAUUUAAUGGAACUAUUCAGAACUGGAGGAGAGAUGCCCGAUACUAAUUAUGUUUUUAUGGGUGAUUUUGUAGACCGAGGAUACUUUAGUCUAGAAACCUUCACACUUCUACUCACACUGAAAGCCAAGUGGCCAGACAAGAUUGUCUUACUCAGAGGUAAUCAUGAGAGUCGUCAGAUAACACAGAUCUAUGGAUUCUAUGAUGAAUGCCAGUCAAAGUAUGGCAACGCUAAUGCCUGGAGAUAUUGUUGUCGUGUCUUUGAUCUUCUCACCAUAGCAGCUAUUAUUGAUGAAGUGAUAUUGUGUGUGCAUGGGGGACUGUCUCCAGACAUCAAGACCAUUGAUCAAAUUAGAACCAUAGAAAGAAAUCAAGAGAUACCUCACAAAGGUGCUUUCUGUGACUUGGUUUGGUCAGACCCGGAAGAUGUUGACUCGUGGGCCAUGAGCCCUCGUGGAGCUGGUUGGUUGUUUGGAGCAAAGGUCACAAAUGAGUUUGUAACACUGAACAGUUUAAAGUUGAUAUGUCGGGCACAUCAAUUAGUAAAUGAAGGUUACAAGUUCAUGUUUGAUGAAAAGCUGGUCACUGUUUGGUCAGCACCCAACUAUUGCUAUCGCUGCGGUAACAUUGCUGCUGUCCUGUCUUUCUCCGACCCUGACCACAGAGAAGCCAAGCUGUUCCGAGCUGUUCCAGACAGUGAAAGGGUUAUCCCCCCGAGGAAUCAAACACCUUACUUUUUAUAGAUAUUGUUAUUAUGUUUUUAAUGUUCUUUAAUAUUUAUUGUAUUUUCAAGAAAGGCUAAAAAUAAAUUCCAAAACAUUGAUACUUAAAAUUUGGUUUAGAUACUUUAAAUACAAAAAAAUAUCAGGCUUAGUCAACUUAAUCUGAUUCUGUACCUGCCUUCAGGGGCUAAUAAAAGUUUGGUCUUCUGCUGGCACAUUGCUAGAGUAAAAAAAUGUUUAUGAUAUUAGAGACUUAAAACAUAUUGAAGUAUGGAUGUAACUGUCUUGAUCACUGUGAAUAAGGAUAUUACCAGUAUUUUUUUUUGUUACAGCCAUAUCUAGUUUCAAAUGAAAUGGCAGAUCAAUAAUUGAUGUAUAUUUUUAAGCUCCAAAGGGUAGUGUCACAUUCUACUGAAAAGUUUGUAACAUGUUUUUUUUUUGUUUUAAAUCCUAAUGUUCAUUAUAAGCUCAUCAAAUUAAAUCCAGAAUGAGGCUUCUCUGUUUGUUAACUAUGAUUUAUUAUAUUGACUGGCCAUUAAACAUCAACAUUUCAAGAAUGUGUCAGUAAAACAUCGGCAUAUUUUGUUAUUAUGCAAGUAGUAAAGAUGGCCCAUGGUUCAAUAGAGUGGCAUAUGGGCCGAACAAUGAACAGACAUCUUUCAUAUAGCUUACAUGCUAUAUGAAGUCACAAUGAUUUCAGCUUUCAACAGAUUUGAACUUAAGAUCCUCAGUCUGGCACUUUACUCAACUAUGACCUCCAACAUGGGAAUAUAAACUAAUAGCAUUUUUUUUUAUUAAGAGACUGCAGGAUUAAAAACUUCUAAUUAAUGUUUAUGGUACAUGCUCAAUUGUAAAAGAAUUUUUUUUUUAUUAUUAUUGAAUAGCUUCAAUCAAAGUUUAAUAAUGUCCCACAGAGAGGGGUUUUUUUUGGAAAAUAUUUAACACAGAAGUCCCAGGCAAAUAAUAAAAAUAAUCUUUAUUAUCCAUAAGGAAAGUUCUAAAUACUUACUGAAUCUGAUGUUUUAUGCACAAAUACAAACACAAAAUUAAAAUGUGUAUAUAAAGUUUGACUUAAAAUUUAAAAUUUCUUUCAAGGGAGUUCAUUCCAUUUGGAGCAAUAUGUACUUUGUAUUUUAUUCUUGUUUGUUUUUUAAGACAUCAACAAAAUGUCUGUCUGUGGAACUUUGGUUUCAUACUUUAGGAAAUGCUUGAUAUGGUUUUAUGCAAUGAUUUAAGAAAAAUACAGAGACUUAAACUCAGACUUUGCCAGAUGAAAUACAUUGACUGUAGUUCAAAAGCAGAUGGUCAAUAGCAUUACAUACCAUCUUUGUUUAAUUGAUGGACAUUAACCCCCCUUAUUAUUAAAGUGUAAAUGGUUGUAAAUUUCCAACACACAUGUUAAAAGUUACAAUGUAAAUAUCUUUUUUAGCUUUACAGAAUAAAAAAUAUUGAACAGAACAAUC
Biomphalaria glabrata is the source of this 2404-nucleotide messenger RNA. Its product is annotated as serine/threonine-protein phosphatase 6 catalytic subunit. Gene Ontology annotation, biological process: G1/S transition of mitotic cell cycle; peptidyl-serine dephosphorylation. Gene Ontology annotation, cellular component: cytoplasm. Gene Ontology annotation, molecular function: protein serine/threonine phosphatase activity. The transcript has 10 exons. Bases 51 to 962 code for a protein of 303 amino acids. NCBI's taxonomy places the organism in Eukaryota, Metazoa, Mollusca, Gastropoda, Planorbidae. The record is from RefSeq and is a predicted model, not a curated record.